GUCGAGAGUGAUCUGGUCCACAUCUCGGGCCCGUCUUCGAUUCAGGUGGAUGGCCGUGGCACUGGAGAGUACGAGUUGGUCUUCCAGCCGCUGCAGGCGGGCCAGGUCACAGGCUGCAUCAUGUUCCGGGACACUCACACCGGGCACUUCACGUGGUACACUGUCGAGCUCAUGACGCUGCCUCCGAAGCCGCAGCAACAGCUUACUUUGACAUGUGUGGUUCGACAGGCAGUGGCUGUUGACAUCCAGCUGGUGAAUCCUCUUGAUGAUGUUGUGGUCUUCGAGGUGGCCCUGAACGGCGAUGGCCUCCUUGGCGAGGUGCACUGUUGA
This is a messenger RNA of Symbiodinium necroappetens, 330 nucleotides long. Lineage: Eukaryota; Dinophyceae; Suessiales; Symbiodiniaceae. The record is from the annotation of a GenBank genome assembly.